This is a messenger RNA of Camelina sativa (false flax), 1811 nucleotides long. RefSeq names its product wax ester synthase/diacylglycerol acyltransferase 5-like. The record is from RefSeq and is a predicted model, not a curated record. Gene Ontology annotation, molecular function: diacylglycerol O-acyltransferase activity. Gene Ontology annotation, biological process: triglyceride biosynthetic process. Lineage: Eukaryota; Viridiplantae; Streptophyta; Magnoliopsida; Brassicales; Brassicaceae. Gene Ontology annotation, cellular component: plasma membrane.
UGAAAGUUUCUUUCCACCAAAAAAAAAAAAAGAAUUUGAAAGUUUCCAAACGGUUAUACAAAGAUAUAUUGGCACAGCACGAUUUCGAGACUAUAAAGAAUAUGAGUUAGAGAGAAAGAAAAACAAAGAUCGAAAACUAAAAUUAUGGAGAUUAAGACGCGACAGCACAUGUCGGAGACAACAGUGGAAAAUGAAGAAGAGAAGGAGGAGGAGCAACCGCUUAGCCCGACGGCGCGCCUGUUUCACGCGAGAGAGUUUAAUUGUUACAUCAUAUCGGUGAUUGGUUUAAAGAAAAAGAUCGAGCCAGAUGUGAUUAUCGAAGGAAUGAAGCAAACUUUGAUUAGGCAUCCUCGUUUCUCCAGCAAAUUGGUGAACUCUUGGAACAACAAUAGAGAGGAACAAAAAUGGGUUCGGACCAACGUUGUGGUCGAGGAUCACGUCAUCAUUCCCAAAAUCGAAACGCAAAACAUAGAGAACGCGAACGCAGACGCUUUUCUCGAGAGCUACCUCUCCGACCUCACUACGAUCCAUUUAGACACCUCCAAGCCAUUAUGGGAAGUUCAUUUACUCGACUUGAAAACUUCUGACGCUGAAAACGUUGUCGUUUUUAAGAUCCAUCACUCGGUAGGGGACGGUAUGUCUAUGAUGUCUCUAGUACUCGCGUGUACACGUAAAACAUCGGACCCCAAUGAGCUCCCGAGUCUACCGUACCACAACCGGCUGUCUUCUGGAUCAUCUCCGUUAAAAACUAGUUCAAGAUGUUAUUCCCGGUUAUUUUGGCCAGUUAUGGUACUAUGGUCGGCGGUUGUGUUGGUUUGGAAUACAGUUUGUGAUGCUUUGGAGUUUAUUGCUACGACAUUGUUCCUUAAGGACACUGAAACACCGAUAAAAGGCAAUUUCCGGUUAAGUAAGAGCAAACAGAUGCGUCUGGUUCAUCGUACCGUAAGUCUUGACGACAUAAAGCUAAUCAAGAACGCAAUGAAUAUGACUGUCAAUGAUGUAGUACUUGGAGUAUCUCAGGCUGGUCUCUCGAAGUAUUUGAACAGAAGAUACGGAGAGAAGACGAAAGCAGGGGAACAAGAAGAAUCUAAAAAGAAUUCAAGUAAUAUGCCUAAGAAAAUAAGGCUAAGGGCAGUCCUGCUUGUAAACAUAAGACCGACUACUGGAAUCCAGGAUCUAGCUGAUAUGAUGGCUAAAGGAUCUAAGUGUAGAUGGGGAAACUGGAUCGGCUACAUAUUCUUUCCAUUCUCCAUUGCAUUAUGUGAUGAUCCGUUGGAACAUCUCGUAGGAGUCAAGUCGAUCAUCGACCAGAAAAAGAACUCGUUCGAAGCUGUUCUUACAUUCGCGGUUGGGAAUCUACUUAUCAAAUUGUUAGGAGUUCAGAGGGCAGCUCAAAUGACAAUAAGAACAUUGUCAAACACAACGAUGGCGUUUUCAAAUUUGGUCGGACCUAUUGAAGAAGUUAGCCUCUAUGGAAAUACCGUCACGUACAUUGCCCCAAGUGCUUAUGGUCAUCCACAUGCGUUGACGAUGCAUUUUCAAAGUUAUAUGAACAAGAUGACGAUGUCUUUAACAGUCGAUCCAACGGUUAUCAGUGAUCCACAUAGACUAUGUGACGAUUUGGAGGAAUCUCUAAGAAGUAUCAAAACUGCUGUCCAAAAAAGAGGGUUUACUCAGUAAAUUGAGCUAUUGUGUGUUUGGUUUAUAGAAAAUAUCAAAUCUUAAAAUAUGAAAUAAGACAAAAAAAAAACUAUAAAAAAUGAAGUUAAAGGGCAUUUACCAAUAUGUAUAACUUUGAUUAAAUUGAUACC